This is a messenger RNA of Moneuplotes crassus, 704 nucleotides long. Lineage: Eukaryota; Ciliophora; Spirotrichea; Euplotida; Euplotidae. The record is from the annotation of a GenBank genome assembly.
AAAUUUUUUAAAAAUGGAAGAAAUGAAACAGAAAUUGGAAGAAAUUACAGCACAAAAUCAAGAAAUUGAUAAGGAAAAUGAACAAAUUUUGGAAAGAAGAACGAAGUUGAUGAAACAGAUAUCAGGCUUGGAUGGUGCAGGGGAUUUGAGUUGGGCUGGUGCAGGAAGUGUGAAAAAGAGAAUCCUUGACAAAGAGGAAAUUGUAAAAGAUCUUAGCAACGAACUGUAUGUGAAAAAGAAGCAAAAUGAGACAUUACUAAAAACAGUAAACGAGCUCAAAACAAAGCUGAAAAAUCUUGAAGAUAUUGAAAAUAGACACACUGAGCUUCAAGAAGAGACACAAAACUUCACCUAAAAGCCCUCACACCCGCCACUGCUUCUCUCUUCACAAAUAAACUCAACUACGCCCUCCAAUUCCUCAAAACCAACAAGGACUUCCUCAAGUCCCUCUACCCCCCUUCUUCCCCUCCAAAUCCCCAAGACCAGAACCCCACUGCCCCAUACCUUGUGUCAUUACAGAAGAAAAAUACUGAAUAUGAACAAAGCAUAGCCCAACUUACCCAAACUAAGAAGAAGAUGCAAGAAUUUAUGCUAAACAAUUGUACUGAAGACUCAAAUGGCCAGUCUCCUCCUGUUCCAAAGAGAGGUACUAAGGAGGGGUUGCAAUAGAGAAACCUGAUGUUUGAUUUAAUAUUGUAUAAUCA